This is a messenger RNA of Suricata suricatta (meerkat), 644 nucleotides long. RefSeq names its product COMM domain containing 6 (gene COMMD6). NCBI's taxonomy places the organism in Eukaryota, Metazoa, Chordata, Mammalia, Carnivora, Herpestidae. The record is from RefSeq and is a predicted model, not a curated record. Bases 101 to 376 code for a protein of 91 amino acids. The transcript has 3 exons. Gene Ontology annotation, molecular function: NF-kappaB binding.
GAACUAAGCUGCUGGUUUCUAGUUUGGCACGUGUGGACCUUGGAAUAUGGGAGAUGUCACUUCAUCCUAAAAGUGAGUAAGAAGCUGAACAAACUGAAGGAUGAACAAGCCUUGGAUCCGUCAGAGAAGUGAGAUCACAGGGCAGACUGCUGCCCCCAAAUUGGAGAGAGAGCUUGUAGAUUUUCAGUGGAAACUGGGGAUGGCUGUGAGCUCAGACAGCUGCAGAUCUCUUAAGUAUCCUUAUGUCUCGGUGUUGCUGAAAGUGGCGGAUCCCUCAGGCCAAGUGAAGAACAAGUCCUUUGAAAUGACAAUUCCACAGUUUCAGAAUUUCUACAGACAGUUCAAGGAAAUUGCUGCAGUUAUUGAAACUGUGUGAAAACUGAUUACAUGCUUGAUAAGUUAUGGCCAUCAUUCUAAAAUCAUGGACUUCAUUUUCUGUAACAAAACUGUAUAUGGAUCAAAUGAUAUUUAUUGAAUGAAAAUUGUACUUUUGUUUUUCCAUUUUUUAAUAAAAAAUCAUAUAAACAGGAAUUAGAUAGUGGUGAUCAAUGCAAAACUUUGUGAAUGUACUAAAAGCUACUCAGUUGAACACUUUGAAGUGUUAUAAAACUAUAUCUCAAUAAAAAAAUCAAAGAGUUGAAUGA